CUAUUCCACUUCGAGCUAUUACACCAUCAUGUCAGUCGAGACUAUUACGACAAUCUCACCCGUCACCAACCAGCCAAUCCUGAAGCGCAAUGGCCUCUCAGACGCCGAUCUCAUUUCAAUUCCAGAGACGGCACAACGUGCCUUCGAGGAGUUCCGCAAAAUUUCUCUUUCGGAAAGACAGCAAAUUGUCAAGAAAGCCCUGAAACUUCUCAACGAGCGUCAAGAUGCAUUGGGCAAAGAACUCACUGAGCAGAUGGGUAGGCCCAUCGCAUAUACCCCCAAAGAGGUGACCACUGCGGUCAUGCGGGGCGAAUAUAUGCUCAAGAUCAGCGACGAAACCUUGAAGGAUACGGAAGGCGAAGCGGAGAAAGGCUUCAAGCGCUAUAUUAGAAAGGUGCCCAUUGGGCCCAUUCUGAUUCUAUUUCCUUGGAAUUACCCAUAUUUGACCCUCGUGAACUCUCUUAUCCCAGCAUUGCUCGCUGGGAAUUCGGUGAUCAUCAAGCCUUCCCCACAAACACCAACGAGUGCCGAGCAGAUCCAGCAGAUCUUCAACGAUGCUGGACUGCCCAAGGGGGUCCUCCAGGUCUUCCACAGCGGAUCAAUUACCCAAAUAGAGACCAUAGCACGAUCGCCACAGGUUCAGCUGGUCUGUUUCACAGGCUCUGUGGCCAACGGUCUCGCUGUACAAGGUGCCGCAAGCGAUCGUGUGCCCAUUCGUGUUGGACUUGAGCUCGGCGGCAAAGACCCUGCUUACAUUAGAUCUGAUGUCGAUGUCAAAUGGGCCGCAGAAGAGAUCGUGGAUGGUUCGAUAUUCAACUCGGGCCAAAGCUGCUGCAGUGUUGAACGCGUCUAUGUCGAUGAAAAGAUACACGAUGAGUUCAUCUCUGCCGUACAGGACGUUUUGAAAGGCUAUAAGCUUGGAGACCCAAUGGAAAAAGACACUCAAAUCGGACCCGUGGUUUCUAAGCGCUCUGCUGAAACCAUUCAAUCCCACAUCAAAGAUGCACUUGAGAAGGGUGCAACCAAUGCAACCCCCGACAACGAAUCUUUCAAAUCACCUCCCUCUGAUGGAAACUUCGUCGCGCCUACUCUGUUGAUAAAUGUUAAUCAUGACAUGGCUGUCAUGACGGAAGAGACUUUCGGUCCAAUAAUUCCCGUGAUGAAAGUCAAGGAUGACGCAGAAGCGAUUCGACUCAUGAAUGAUAGCCAGUUUGGACUGACUGCCAGUGUCUGGACCAAGGAUACCGACAAGGGUCAUAACCUCAUCGAUGAUAUCGAAGCUGGAACCGUGUUUGUGAAUCGCUGCGAUUAUCCUGCUCCUGACCUUGCUUGGGUUGGCUGGAAGGACUCUGGGAAGGGACAGACGCUUUCUAAGUUCGGGUUCGAUCAAUUUGUCAAGCUCAAGAGUUACCAUGUCAAAGAUUAUCCGAAAUAG
Messenger RNA from Periconia digitata, 1435 nucleotides. Lineage: Eukaryota; Fungi; Ascomycota; Dothideomycetes; Pleosporales; Periconiaceae. The record is from the annotation of a GenBank genome assembly.